AUAUUUGAUACUUGAGUUAUUACGAAGAAUUUUAAUUAAUCUUAUCUUAUUUAUAUUUAUCAUUCAUAUACAAAUUGUAUAUAAAGCAUUCUUCGCAAUGCUACAAAUAAUUCACAUCAAAAAUAUAUUGGCAAAACUAGUUGCAAAAACUUGUAAAAUGAAAUUCGUUUCGGCAAUUUUUGUUAUCCUGGUUGCAGCCAGUCCCCUGAACGCUUAUAAAAUCCCAGCCACUGGUUCGGGUGCCCUCGCCAAGGAAUUCCAAGACUUUAUAGACUUAUUACCGCUCGACCAAAUAAUCGAAGUGACGAAGACAUACUAUGCCCAAGAUAAGCAAUUUCGUAAUAUUAUUCAAUUGAUGAAAACUGAAGAAUUAAAACAAUGGAUGCUAGACAUCGAAUCAACUCCCGAAUUCAAGUUACUGAUAAAUUACGUUCAGAAGAACGGUCUCGAUAUUUAUUAUUUGGUUAAUGAAUUCAACAAAUCUUUGAAACUUCCACCUCUUGUCAGUGGAAUCAAAGCUCUUUUCGGUUCUUUCGACAAUAAAAUCAUUGGUGGCUUUAUAGGUUAUUUGAUUGACGUUGCUGCUCUUGUACCGAUAGAGAAAUUGUCUGAUCUGUUCACUGAGAAAAUCAAAAAUUCCGAGGUAUUCAAGGCUUUCGUAGCAGAAGUAACUUCGUCUAAAUAUUUCAAUUUUUACAACAAUAUUUUCGAGAAUAAACAUUAUAAGAAUUUGGAAAACGAGGCUGUAAAUUUAGGGGUAACUAGAAAUGAUUUCCAUACUUUUUCUCCUAUCUUUGUUUUCGUUGCGGCAGCAUUCGAUUUGUGAAUAAUAAUACUUUUGAUUAAUUAAUUGAUUGAUAAAUUAAUUAAUUCUUAUAUAAAAAAAUUUGUUGUUUUCUUUUCUUAAAAAAAAUAAAAUAUAUUUAUGUUGGAUUGAAAA
Apis cerana (Asiatic honeybee) is the source of this 940-nucleotide messenger RNA. RefSeq lists its product as uncharacterized. NCBI's taxonomy places the organism in Eukaryota, Metazoa, Arthropoda, Insecta, Hymenoptera, Apidae. The record is from RefSeq and is a predicted model, not a curated record.